ACUUUCCAGGAGUGCACACCAUCUUUUUCUGAUAUUGAAAAUUAUCUUCUUCAUCAUCAUGAAAGUACUUCUCGUUGCUGCACUGGUUGCCCUGAUUCAUGGCAGUUAUGCCACUUUGCUCAUUAAAGGACCGACCCAUUUUGUGACGCCAAGAACACCGGCCAUUCUGGAGUGUCAGUACUCAGACUCUGAGCACAACAUCAGCCAGGUCUUUUUUGAGUACUUAGACCCAACGGGUUGGCAUCUAUAUGACGAGACAUGGUACGAUCAGAGAAUCGCGUUCUGUGGACCAUGGCGGUUUUUUGUCAAGCGGACAGAAGAACAGGUCGCCUUGCAACUAAACUAUAUGAUUAAUGUUCGUUUCCCCCACCGAUGUGUGAGCCAUGCCGAAAAUGUGACUGACGCAGACAGAUACUCCCAGCCUCUGUCCUUAAAAGUUUAUGAUUUCAGAUACAUGGAGCUGCAGAGGGAUGGCUACAGCAUGUCCCUGAACGGAAAGGAGCUGAAGGUGCGACAAGGGGAGGACGUGGUGGUGAACUGCUCUGCCACUUCAUCGGAGGAGCCGAGGUUCUCCUGGAGUAGAGACGGUGACGACUGGAUCCUGCCUUCCCCUACUCUGACGCUGAGGAAGAUAAAGGAGACGGAUGGAGGAAAGUACACUUGCAUUGCAGACCAUCCCACUGAGGACGAUCUCACCAAUAAACUCUCAUUCACCAUCACCGUGCUGCCUGAGGAUGCCCCCUGGUAUGAGACCAGUUAUGGCCGUCUCGUGCUGAUGACCUCUGCGGCGGGUGCCUCCCUCUUGGUGUUCGUCCUCUCCAUGAGCAUAUUCCUGUGCCGCAGGGCCAAGCAGGCCAAGACCAGCAAGGGACCCAUUGAUGACCGGUCUCAGAAAAAGCCCAUCUACAAAACCAGUGUGGAGUCCCUGCCCUCCACCUGCGCAGACAAACAACCUCUGGUGUGACUGCACAGGCAGGUGGAAGGAUGAGGAGGGAGGAGGAAGAUGAGGAAGAUGGAGUGGGUGGCCAGAAAAUGAGCAAUGGCAUGGAAGGGAUACUUAAAGAGGGAGGAGGAGGCAUAGGGAUCUGGAUGGUCACAUUGGAGGUGGAGAGAAGGAGGAAAUGAGGGAAGCAAAAAGGGAUAUUUAGAGACAGUAGGGAAGGGACAGCGGAAAAAAUAUUAAGGGCAAAUUACUGCUUUUGGGACAUAGAAGCUGUGUUGCUUGUGUGUAGGCUGUGGUUAUAUCUUAGACAGAAAGAGGGGCACUUUUCUCUUCAUUUAUUCUGCAGCAUUCGAAAAUAGUUAGCUGCUAUCUUUACAAAAUGACGGGAGAUUAAUUGUGUGUACUGUAAGACCUGUAAAGAGUCCACAUGCAAUUCUGUCUUUUCUGUUGCAAACAUGAUUGCUUAGCUGUGUAUUAUAAGUGAGCUGUUUGGGUGAUAGUGCAAGGUUUUAUUUUGUUGAUUUGUUUCCCUUUCAGCCUCUUUUUUUUUUUUCCCCCAUAGCACAACCAGCUCAAAGCAUCUUUGACAAGGUUUUUAUAAUCUCUUUACAGUGACAGCUCUCAAGCACAUCACACUCGACUAUUUCAUUUUCUGUACUUUGGAUUUCUUUGAUAUUAAAUGGCUUUCAGUAA
Centropristis striata (black sea bass) is the source of this 1636-nucleotide messenger RNA. RefSeq lists its product as uncharacterized. The record is from RefSeq and is a predicted model, not a curated record. NCBI's taxonomy places the organism in Eukaryota, Metazoa, Chordata, Actinopteri, Perciformes, Serranidae. The transcript is spliced from 7 exons. The coding region runs from base 59 to 964 and encodes 301 amino acids.